AUGGAUUAUUUCCCCAUGAUUUUCUCUCUGCUGCUGGUGGUUUUCCAAGGAGCUUCAGAAACAGCUGUCUUGGGAGCUGAGCUCAUGGCCGGGGCUGAAAGUGGAGGGGACAAGUCCCCUCCCAACACAACCUUGAGGCCCCACCGAUUCAAGCGCUGCUCCUGUUCUUCCCUGAUGGAUAAGGAGUGUGUCUACUUCUGCCACCUGGACAUCAUCUGGGUCAACACUCCCGAGCGCAUUGUUCCCUAUGGGCUCGGAAGCCCUUCCAGGUCCAGACGAUCCUUGAAGGACUUGUUUCCCAUAAAGGCAGCAGAGCAUGGGGGCAGAUGCAAGUGUGCCAGCCAAAAAGACAAGAAGUGCCAGACCUUCUGCCAAGCAGGGAAGGAUCUCAGGGCCCAAGACACGAUGGAGAAGGCCUGGAAUAACCGUAAGAGAGGAAAAGACUGUUCCAGAUUUGACAAGAAGUGCAUCUAUCAGCAGCUGGUGGCGGGAAUAAAAAUCAGAAGGUUGGACGCCAUCAGAAACAGUAUCAAAACAUCUUUUCGUGUUGCAAAGCAAAAAGCCCAAUCUUCCAGAGAGAAGAAUGUGACCCACAACAGAACACAUUGA
Marmota flaviventris (yellow-bellied marmot) is the source of this 609-nucleotide messenger RNA. RefSeq names its product endothelin 1 (gene Edn1). Gene Ontology annotation, cellular component: extracellular region. The record is from RefSeq and is a predicted model, not a curated record. NCBI's taxonomy places the organism in Eukaryota, Metazoa, Chordata, Mammalia, Rodentia, Sciuridae. Gene Ontology annotation, biological process: vein smooth muscle contraction; regulation of systemic arterial blood pressure by endothelin; regulation of vasoconstriction. Gene Ontology annotation, molecular function: hormone activity; endothelin B receptor binding; endothelin A receptor binding.